AUGGCUCGCGUCGCGCCGCUCGCGCUGGCCACGAUCCGCGACCCGCAGCUGUGGGCGCGCGAGGUGACGCUUUUCGAGCGUGCCCCGGGGUAUGGCAGCAAUGGCGUGCGCACGUCCAAGUACACGCUGGCCUCGUUCGUGCCCCGGAACCUCUUGGAGCAGUUCCGUCGCGUGGCCAACUUUUACUUUUUGAUCAUUUCGCUGCUGCAGCUGACGACGAGCUUGUCGCCGACGAACAAGUACUCGACGGUCGGACCGCUCCUGCUCGUGCUGCUCGUCACCAUGGCCAAAGAGGCCAUCGAAGACAGAGCGCGCCACGACGCCGACGCCAAGGUCAACCGCACGCGCACCAUGGCGCUGCGCAACGGGGUCUUUGCCUCGAUCGCAUGGGACGACGUGGUCGUCGGCGACGUCUUGCGCGUCUCGGAGCACGAGUGGGUACCUGCGGACGCCGUGCUGCUGCUCACGUCCGAGCAAGGGCAGAUCGCGCACGUCGAGACGUCCAACCUCGACGGCGAGACCAGCCUCAAGGUCAAGACGUGCCCGUCGUACGUCGACGUUGUCCUCGAGCGCGCCGAGCAUCUGCGCUCGGUGGUGGGCACCGUCCGCACCGAGGCGCCCCACGAGUCCCUCUACACGUUCGAGGGCGAGAUUGCGAUGACGGACAAGGCGUCACCAACCAGCGCGUCCACCACGAGCUUGCACAUGGACAACGUCGUGCUCCGGGGCACCAAGUUGGUCAACACCGAGUGGGUGGUCUGCGUCGUCGUGUACACUGGGCGCGACACGAAACUGCUCUUGAGCACGAAAGCGGCGCCGUCGAAAUUCUCCCGCGUCGACGCCAUCGCGAACCGGUGCAUCCUCCUCCUCUUCGCGCUGCUUGCGCUCGCCGUGACGCUGAGCGCGGUCGGGACCGUCUACUACGAGGCCGCGCUGCACGAGCACACGUACCUUCAGAGUCCGUCGCCAACGUCGUUUGUGACCGCCUGGGUUACGCACCUCAUCUUGUACAACAAUUUGGUUCCGAUUUCGCUCUAUAUUAGCUUGGAAGUGGUCAAGUGGCACCAAGCCCGGCGUAUGGAGCGGGACCCUAACUUGACGAUCGAUGGCGUGCCGACGCGCGUGCGGACGACCAAUCUCAACGAAGACGUCGGGCAAGUGAGCUACGUCUUUAGCGACAAGACGGGCACGCUCACCAAGAACGAGAUGGCUUUUCGCAUCUGCAGCAUCCACGGUGCCAUCUACACUGCUCGCCAUCGGUAUAAGACACUCUAUAACUAUUUUUGUACAAAGACUAUAUAA
This is a messenger RNA of Saprolegnia parasitica CBS 223.65, 1302 nucleotides long. RefSeq lists its product as hypothetical. The transcript is spliced from 3 exons. Gene Ontology annotation, cellular component: plasma membrane. Bases 1 to 1302 code for a protein of 433 amino acids. Gene Ontology annotation, biological process: phospholipid translocation. Lineage: Eukaryota; Oomycota; Saprolegniomycetes; Saprolegniales; Saprolegniaceae. The record is from RefSeq and is a predicted model, not a curated record. Gene Ontology annotation, molecular function: ATPase-coupled intramembrane lipid carrier activity.